Lithohypha guttulata is the source of this 2268-nucleotide messenger RNA. RefSeq lists its product as uncharacterized. The record is from RefSeq and is a predicted model, not a curated record. The transcript has 2 exons. Gene Ontology annotation, molecular function: protein binding. NCBI's taxonomy places the organism in Eukaryota, Fungi, Ascomycota, Eurotiomycetes, Chaetothyriales, Trichomeriaceae. The coding region runs from base 1 to 2268 and encodes 755 amino acids.
AUGGAUACAGACAACGCAUUUCAAUUUCGACAACGCAGCUCAAUCUUCACCGAAGUAGGCCUUGAAGGUCACGAUAUCAUUGUCGAUGAAAAGAUUCGAGACCGACCACGACUGUCAGUGAGGUUUCGCAGCAAUGUCUCAAUAGUCGAGCCACAUGCUGUUGAAUCCGAACCAUUAACACCAACGGUUAUCCCGACGCCAUCCAUACCUGUAUCGUCGAAACCUCUUUUCUCUCGACUCCCCUUCGCACAGAUCGCGCUGUUGAUAGCGCUCCUUGCGGUUGCCUAUCCCACCUUCAACGGUCCCUCGACAGACUCGAACUUGAUGCCUAUCUUAGCCGAGGCGAGUCCGAUGGGACCGCGAUCAGAGAUUCCCGAUAUUCGCACCCUACCAGCUAAGAGACAAGACACGACCGCUGUAUGCAAACGAUGGGCUGGCCAGAGUGCAGUCGUGAAUGGUACUGUAUACUACUACGGAGGAAGAGCAACAACUUCUGCUGACCAAACAACGAAUCAAUGGAACAACGAUCUCUUUUCUGUUGACCUGACGAAGUCCUGGCAGAUAUCUUCACCUUCGAUAACAGGCCUGCCGACACCCUCUGGACCACCUGCUGUCUCGCUGGGUUAUUUGUGGCAAUCAACAGACGAUCUUUUCUUGUACGGUGGCCAGUUUUCAGACAACCCGGCUGCGUCGCCAGUACCCUUCUCACUGUGGUCAUACAAUGUCAAGUCCAGCUCUUGGACUGAACACGACAAUCCCAGACUAGGAGAUGGUAGCGCUGUGCAAAGAGCUGCCGAAGGUGCAGGUGUAUCGGUGCCAAACAAAGGUUUGGGCUAUUACUUUGGUGGUCAUCUAGAUGGCUAUACAACUCAAGGAUGGUCGCAAUGGAUACCUCGAGUCUACCUGCCAUCAAUGCUUGAGUUCACCAUGCCAGGCUUCUCCAACUCUAUGGCCAAUGUCUCCCCUGCUGGCAGUGAUGGUGCUUACAGAAACAUCACUGUUGGCAGUGCGGGCUUUCCGGAACGCGCUGACGGAUCCCUGGUCUACGUUCCUGGUUACAGUGAAGAAGGUAUCAUCGUCGGUCUGGCAGGCGGCACAAAUCAAUCCUUUACUCAGCUAAACGUGAUUGAUGUCUACGACAUUGCUACUUCCAGAUGGUACAAGCAGGCCACGGAAGGUCGUACACCUGGAGUUCGAGUCAAUCCUUGUGCUGUUGCAGCUACAUCAGCUGAUGGUUCUUCUACUCAAAUCUACAUGUAUGGCGGCCAGAACCUUAUUCCUUAUGGAUCACAAACACAGUAUGACGACAUGUGGAUUCUAACUAUCCCAAGCUUUACCUGGAUACAAGUUGACUUGGAUGGCCAGUCAGUACCGCCUGCUCGCGCAGGUCAUAUGUGCCAUCACUGGAACAGUCAGAUGGUUUCUAUUGGUGGAUAUGUCGGCCAAGAACUCUCAUGCGAUAGUCCAGGUGUCUAUGUCUUCAACACAUCUUCACUCCAAUGGCAGUCAGGAUAUGCUGCUCUUGCAGGGGGCGAUGAUCUCAACCGACAGAGAUCGCAGGCCGAGGACCCUAACGCGCUUCAGGGUAGCUAUGGAUAUCAAGUACCACUCGCCGUGCAGUCAGUCAUUGGCGGUAACGCAGCAGGAGGUGCAACAGUUACAGCACCAGCACAGACUCCUACAGCGGGUCCAUUGGCUACAGGAUCGCCAGUAACAUACACUGUGACUGGCUCGGAUGGUUCGAUCGUGACUGAAACUGCCGCACCAGGUUCAGGCUCAACUUCUUCGAGUAGGAAUGGUGGCGGCACAAACCUUGCUGCUAUUAUCGCGCCGUCAGUCGUCGCAGCUAUUUUCUUCCUCAUCGCCCUGUACCUCGCGUUCUGCGCCUACAUCUAUCGGAAGCAGGUCAAGCAAUACAAGAACCACGCCGCCAUGCUUCAGCACGACGCCUUGAUGAACGAGAAGACCCCUCCACCAGCUGAGUUCUGGGUACAACGGCCAGCAAGAUCGGCCGGAAACUCGAAUAGUGAUCGUAUCUCCAGCGACAGAAGGUCAAACAAUAGUGGUGCUCCUGGUAGUUCCGGCGAAGGCAGUUCGAGAUUACAGACCGAGUCGAUGGAGCAUUACCCAUACAACAGUGUCAUGGCAUUGAAGCAUGCCGGCACCGCGCACAGCUCGACAGAAGAUCUAAUGCGUGGACAAGAACCGAGUUUCUUGGGUGUCCUGCUCGCGCCGAGAAGGAGUUUGCGCGUUGUUAACAAAGACUAA